AUGCCCGCCCUCGGCCGAAAUGUCGGCUGCUCGAUGUCGCAGUCAAGCACUGAUAACGAGCACAGCCUCGGCUCCCUCUCCUUUAUCGAUCUCCGCAGCUUGGUCUCUGAGCGACAGCCGUCUGCUCUCUUCGCUGCCGAUACCGUUGCGGGGGCAUGGGGAAUGCAGUACGGCCCAACUCAGUUGGCAUUGUGA
Aspergillus sclerotioniger CBS 115572 is the source of this 195-nucleotide messenger RNA. RefSeq lists its product as uncharacterized. The record is from RefSeq and is a predicted model, not a curated record. The transcript has 2 exons. Lineage: Eukaryota; Fungi; Ascomycota; Eurotiomycetes; Eurotiales; Aspergillaceae. The coding region runs from base 1 to 195 and encodes 64 amino acids.